This is a messenger RNA of Paramecium sonneborni, 1047 nucleotides long. The record is from the annotation of a GenBank genome assembly. NCBI's taxonomy places the organism in Eukaryota, Ciliophora, Oligohymenophorea, Peniculida, Parameciidae.
AUUGUAUGUGGCAAACCGCAAAUUCGGUUCUAUCAAUUAUUACAAAUACUUAUGAGAAUACACGAGGAGUUGAAUACUUAGAUAAGAAACCUUAGAUUUAAAACUCAAUAGAGGAAGAAACAAGAAAUAAUUAUAGUGAAGAUGAAGAUUUCAAUUAAGCAGAUAAAGGUAUUAUUAAUAUUAAACAAAGAAUUUGAUCCUAAUUAGUGGAGUUUGAGAAAUUUUGAAAUGGGCAGGUAUUUAGGGAAUGGUAAAUUUGGUCAUGUUUACUUAGCGAGGUAAAUGAUUAUUUUAUAUCAUAUUAGGGAGCGUGAAAGUAAAUUCAUUUUGGCUUUGAAAGUAAUAAGUAAGAGAUAACUUAAUCUAUGUUAAUUAACAGGAUCUUUAACAAGAGAAGUUGAGAUACUAACACAUCUAAAGCAUCCUAAUAUAAUAAAUUUUUAUGGUUUUUUUUAAACAGAGAAACGUGUUUAUUUAAUGUUGGAGUGGGCUCCAUUAGGUGAUUUGUAUGGUUUGAUGAAGAAGUAAUAGAAUAAGAGAUUUAAUGAAAAGAUGGCUUCAAAUAUAAUAAAAUAAAUAACAAUGGCAAUAGGAUAUAUGCAUUCUAUGAAUGUAAUACAUAGAGAUUUGAAACCUGAAAAUAUUUUAUGUUUCAAUGAUGACAUAUUUAAGAUAUCUGAUUUUGGUUGGAGUGUUCAUACUCCAUCAAAUAGAAGGAAGACAUUGUGUGGUACUUUAGAUUACUUAUGUCCAGAGAUGAUUAAUUAUCAACCUCAUGAUAAUAGAGUGGAUGUAUGGACUAUAGGAGUAUUAGCAUAUGAGUUAGUAGUUGGUAAUUUAGAUGAUGAUUAUUAAUUAAUAGGAAGACCACCAUUUGAAUCUCAUAAUGAAAAUGACACCAAAUAAAAGAUUUAGUAUUUAAAAUAUUCAUGCCCUUAAUGGAGUAGCCCAGAUUUUUAAAAUUUUGUAAAGGGAAUCCUUUAACAUGAUUGUAAUAAGCGACCAACCAUAUAACAAAUUAUAAAUCAUCCUUGGAUUGCUUAAUGA